CUUGCAACCUCCCUUCCCUCGUUGAACAUGGAAGUCGCCGGCCUCGCCAUCGGCGUUAUCGCAGUCAUCAAACCCACCGCGGAAGCCAUCGCCACACUCUGGUCUGACACCAAAAACUUCGGCGCCGAUGCUGAGCGAUUCCGCCUGAGGUUCUCUGUACAGAUAACACGUCUCGAUGCCUUCGAACGGGUGCUAUUUGAAGCAAAUAAGUUUCCUCUUGUGCAGGGAAGAUUAUUCGAUCAGUUGCCGGAGAAUGUGCGCGAGAAUUUUGUAGAUCUAUUGAGGCAGCUAUAUGAGUUGUUGCAGAAGUAUUAUGCCGUGCAGAAACGGUAUGCUUUAGACGCGAGCGGCGACGAUUGGUUGACAGGGGGCAUAGAUGCCUUGGAGGUUGACGAGAGGAAGUCUGUCAUGUUGGGUAUUGGGAAAGCAGGAGACGCGAAGUUAUCCAAGGGUACUAGCUGGACGAAGAAAGCUAGGUGGGUUAUGAGUGACAAGAAGAGCGCCGAGGAUCUUGUGGCUGAGUUUGAAACGUGGACUGAACGAGUGAAAUCACUGUUGGAACUAGCAUGGUGGCCCUUGCCGUUCUUCUCGACCGUCUCACAAAUGGAGAAACUCGAGGAGGAUAAAGAUGCAGGUCAGGCCGGAAUGCUAGAAGGGAUUGGAAUGAGGAAAUUGCUUGCACCAGGAUCAUCUCAAAUCCCAGUUGAGACGGCAAAAACUCUAAAGAUUUCGCGGCUCGAAUUCAAGGAGACAAUAAAAUUCCAGGAAUUAGAAGUUGGGCAAAUUACUGGGAAAGGAGGGGUGAUUGUCGAGUAUAAAAGCUAUGAGCAGGAUCGAACCGGGAGCAUAAAUGAGAUCGUUUCUAGAAGGAUACUGCAACUUGUUGCAUUGCUUCACGAGACAAAAAAUGAUCGAUUCAGGGUUCUUCGCUGCAUCAAUUUUUUCGACGACGUUCCAGGAAAACGCAUCGGAUUCGCCUUCGAAUACCCCCCACAGAGUGUUCCGGCAUCUCUAAACACCCAACUCAUUUCUAAAAAACUGAAGCCUGCAUUAGGAACUCGUAUUAAGUUAGCUUAUGCAUUGGCGGAAUCAUUGGGGCACCUCCAUUCGGUGGGAUGGGUACACAAGAGCCUUCGCAGUGAGAACAUCAUUUUCCUCCCAGGAACAGCGACGGACCAACCCACGGAAAUUCCAGAAAUAGCCAUACUAGAACAGCCAAGGAUCUUUGGUUUUGAGUACUCCAGGCUCGAUUCCGAUUUUUCAAGUGGGAGACCAGAUUAUGAUAUCAAGCGAAAUAUAUAUCGGCACCCCCAGCGGUGGGGACAGCCUAGCGAGACCUUCUCCAAGAUUCAUGAUAUCUAUGCUUUGGGGACUAUGCUGCUCGAAGUCGGUCUCUGGGAAUCUCUCUCCCAAAUCGAUGGCGGUGCACUCGUAAACCCACCAGCAAAUACCACUAUUGCUGAGACCGCCGAAGCAACAAAAGCCCGAUUACUAAAGCAUACGAAACGGAGGCUGGCUUUUUAUACUGGAGAGAAGUAUCAGAAGGUUGUGUUAACUUGUUUGGAAGGGAGUUUUGGUGUGGAAUUUGAUGAUCGUUUGGGGUCAAGACUGAGCGGCAUGUUUAGCAAGCUGGUUGUUGAUGUUUUGAGAGAUCUCAGUAACUGUUUUUAGAGCUGUUUUGGUUGAGAACCAGAGAAAUCCGAUUAAUGCCAAUGUUUGGCCUCUUUGUGGUAGAAACCUCCGCCAAAAUGUGAC
Messenger RNA from Pseudogymnoascus verrucosus, 1755 nucleotides. RefSeq lists its product as uncharacterized. Bases 28 to 1671 code for a protein of 547 amino acids. Gene Ontology annotation, molecular function: ATP binding; protein kinase activity. The record is from RefSeq and is a predicted model, not a curated record. Lineage: Eukaryota; Fungi; Ascomycota; Leotiomycetes; Thelebolales; Thelebolaceae. The transcript has 2 exons. Gene Ontology annotation, biological process: protein phosphorylation.